This is a messenger RNA of Orcinus orca (killer whale), 1828 nucleotides long. It is a transcript of the gene PSTPIP1, whose product is annotated as proline-serine-threonine phosphatase interacting protein 1. Gene Ontology annotation, molecular function: actin filament binding. The transcript is spliced from 15 exons. Bases 407 to 1654 code for a protein of 415 amino acids. The record is from RefSeq and is a predicted model, not a curated record. Lineage: Eukaryota; Metazoa; Chordata; Mammalia; Artiodactyla; Delphinidae. Gene Ontology annotation, biological process: actin filament polymerization. Gene Ontology annotation, cellular component: cytoplasm; actin filament; plasma membrane.
ACCUGCACAGGCCCCGGGCUGCGUCUCCCACUGGCCCCUGCCUCCCCACAGCCCGGGGCUGGCAUCCCUGCUCUCAGUCCUGAAGCCUGGGCUGUGUCCUCCGUCUCCACGGGGCUGGUGAGGGGCCGGGCCGGACACUGGGACCCGCCCUCCCAUCACUGGGCACCAGCCCUUCCUCAUUUUGCUGCUGAUUCUAGCCCCAAACAAAACAGGUUGAGCCCUUUUCCUCCCUCCAGCAGUCUCUGGCUUACAGCUGCCUUCUGAGGCACUGCAGACGGCGCCGGCCUGGAAGGGGGGCCCUGGGCCAGCGCUGCCAGGACGGGGACGGUGCGCCUGCCUCCUGGCCCUCGUUCAGCCCUGUCUGUGGCAGGAGAGGGAGCUUUGCCGUGGCAGUCGGCUGAGGAAGAUGCCCCAGCUUCAGUUCAAAGAUGCCUUUUGGUGCAGGGACUUCACGGCCCACACGGGCUACGAGGUGCUGCUGCAGCGGCUGCUGGAUGGCAGGAAGACCUGCAAGGACGUGGAGGAGCUGCUGAGGCAGAGGGCCCAGGCAGAGGAACGGUAUGGGAAGGACCUGGUGCAGAUCGCCCGGAAGGCAGGCGGCCAGACAGAGAUCAACUCCCUGAGGGCCUCCUUUGACUCUCUGAAGCAGCAAAUGGAGAACGUGGGCAGCGCCCACAUCCAGCUGGCCCUGGCCCUGCGUGAGGAGUUGCGGAGCCUGGAGGAGUUUCGUGAGAGGCAGAAGGAGCAGAGGAGGAAGUAUGAGGCCAUCAUGGACCGUGUCCAGAAGAGCAAGCUGCUGCUCCACAAGAAGGCCAUGGAGUCCAAGAAGACAUAUGAGCAGAAGUGCCGAGAUGCAGACGACGCCGAGCAGGCCUUCGAGCGCAUUAGCACCAAUGGUCAACAGAAGCAGGUGGAGAAGAGCCAGAACAAAGCCAAGCAGUGCAAGGACUCAGCCAUGGAGGCAGAGCGCGUGUAUAGGCAGAACAUCGAGCAGCUGGAGAAGGUGCGGGGCGAGUGGGAGCAGGAGCACCGGACCACCUGUGAGGCCUUUCAGCUGCAAGAGUUUGACCGGCUGACCAUCCUCCGCAAUGCUCUGUGGGUGCACUGCAACCAGCUCUCUAUGCAGUGCGUCAAGGAUGAUGAGCUCUACGAAGAGGUGCGAGUGACGCUAGAAGGCUGCAGUGUGGAUGCCGACAUAGACAGCUUCAUCCAGGCCAAGAGCACGGGCACUGAGCCCCCAGCUCCGGUGCCCUACCAGAACUACUAUGAUCGGGAGGUUGCCCCGUUGUCCAGCAGCCCUGGUGUUCAGCCGUCCUGUGGCAUGAUAAAGAGGUUCUCUGGGCUGCUGCAUGGAAGUCCCAAAACAACAUCGUCAGCAGCUUCUGCAGCCUCCACAGAGACCCUGACUCCCACCUCUGAUCGGAAUGAGGGUGUCUAUGCUGCCAUCGCUGUGCAGGAGGCGCCAGGACCCCACACCCUGCCAGCCCAGGAUUACAGGGCGCUCUAUGACUACACAGCCCAGAAUUCCGACGAGCUGAACAUCUCUGCGGGGGACAUCCUGGAGGUCAUCCAGGAAGGGGAGGAUGGCUGGUGGACAGUGCAACGGAACGGGCAGCGUGGCUUUGUCCCUGGCUCCUACCUGGAGAAGCUUUAAGGAAGGGGCAGUAGCCCCCGCCUGGAUCUGUCCUGUCCACGGGGCCAGCAGUGCCCCCACCACUGCCCUGGCCUCGCAGGGGCCUCAAGACAGAGCCUACCCUCAGGAAAGGUACCGGCUGCUCCCGAGCAGUCCUUCCCACAGGGAAUAAAGGAGCGCUCUUUUUCCUCCUUG